AUGCAGUCUCAUGACUUAGUCUUUGCUCCACUACCUAUUAAAGAAGGAGACAAGACGUUCAUAGGCAGCUUCCAUUCAGGCACCCAGAAGGACACAGGAAGGCAAGACAAUUUAACAGAUCUAACUGUAUUAGCUGGUAGAGACUGUUCCCAGCUCGUCUUCAUGUUGCCCAUUUUAUUCUCUGCAUUUGUCCUGUCUGCUUGCUGCCUGACCAAAGGGAACUGCAUCUCCCAUGAUGAGCUGAGAGAGCUGCAGACUGAAUUUGCCAUCAGUCUCUACCGGCAGGUGUCUGAAGCAGAGAACAGGACCAAUCUGGUAGUCUCUCCAGCAAGUGUGGCUGUUUCUUUGGAGCUGCUGCAGUUUGGAGCUCAAGGAAAUACCUUUACGGAGCUGCAAGAUGCCCUAGGAUACAGCAUUCAUGAUCAAAGCGUGCAGGAUUUCAUGCACACGGUGGAUGAAGCAGUGGCUGACUCCAGCCAAGGCACAGUGAUCCAGCUGGGAUGUUCCCUCCUUGUGGAUGCAAGCGUGCAGCUCUCGCCCGACUUCGCCGAGCGCGCCGCGCGCUGCGCCAACAGCAGCCUGCUCCAAACCAACCUCACCGACCCCAACAGCACCCACGUACAGGAAGGGAUCACCACUGACCUUACAGAUGGGGAUAUGCACGGGAUGACACUGGAGAGCACUGCGCCAUCACUCAGCCAGGUCACCCUGGUGAGCACCCUGUUCUUCAGAAGCAUGUGGCAAAAAAAGUUUUCCUUCAUGGAUUCCCAGAUGUUGCCUUUUACAACGCCAGAGGGCUCGACCCUGAAAGUGCCCACCAUGCACCACACAGCUGAAGUUAACUACGGCCAGUUCCAGACUGCAGCUCUGGAGGCUUUCAGCGUGGUCGAGUUACCCUACCUGGGAGAGAAACUCAGCAUGUUCCUAGUGCUUCCCAGCCACAAAAGAACACCUUUGUCCCACAUUGAGUCUCACCUUUCUGCCAAAACCAUAACCCUCUGGGCCAACAGCUUGAAGAGAACAAAGAUGGACAUUUUUCUGCCUAGAUUCAGCAUUCAAAGCCUUUUUGACCUAAAGACAAUUCUUUCUGCCUUGGGAAUUAGAGAUGCAUUUGAUCCCAUCACUGCUAAUUUUAAAGGCAUUUCAGAGCAAGAUAGCCUUUAUAUUUCAGAAGCUACUCACAAAGCAGAAAUUGAAGUAACAGAAGAUGGUACAACGGCAUCAGGAGCUACAGCAAUGGUCUUACUAAAAAGAUCUCGAACACCUAUUUUCAAAGCAGAUCGACCUUUCACAUUUUUCCUGAGACAAGCUAAUACAGGUAUGCAUGCUCUGCCUUUCAGGAGCAGAAUCCCACACAGGUAGCACUGAAAUCAAGACAAAUAGUACGCCAUUCCUCAGUUCAGGAAACUUCAAACAAUCACAGAAACAUUGGGGAUUGGGGUUUUAAAGCAUAGAUUCUAAUUUCCUAAAAAAGAACGUAUAAUAGUCAUAGAAGUCUAGGAAGCCAGAUUAGCCUCUUCUUUGGACAUGCAGUAUGUACUCAAAAAAUUUCUAUCAGAAUUAUAGGCACUAGAGAGAUCUCAGAGAUGCUGAACAUUCCACUAUUAGAAACUGAUCUCUACAGGGCAAUUCAAGUCACAAAUGGGCUGGACCAGCUGGAUUAACAUCUGAAGUAGUUAAAAUAGAAACCUUUCCCUAUAAAGGAAACUUAGCCAUGCCUAUACUGAUAGCAAACAGA
This is a messenger RNA of Passer montanus (Eurasian tree sparrow), 1738 nucleotides long. It is a transcript of the gene SERPINE3, whose product is annotated as serpin family E member 3. Lineage: Eukaryota; Metazoa; Chordata; Aves; Passeriformes; Passeridae. The transcript is spliced from 8 exons. The coding region runs from base 1 to 1362 and encodes 453 amino acids. Gene Ontology annotation, molecular function: serine-type endopeptidase inhibitor activity. The record is from RefSeq and is a predicted model, not a curated record. Gene Ontology annotation, biological process: negative regulation of endopeptidase activity.